AUGGAACUUUUACAUUUAGCGGCCUGCGUUCGCUAUGACUUUGUCACGAAGCUCGCCUCCGCCAAAGAAGAUUACUACAUCCUCUUGGCUGAUUCCUCCAACUGGUGCACGAUCGAGGCUUACAUCGCAAUAUUCUGCGGUAGCGCUCCCUCUCUCUUCGUCCUGAUCAAAACCUACAUCCCGGCUAUAUUUGGAUCCACCACUGCCCGCUACCCAACCACCAUGCAGUCGGCCAGAGCGAGCUAUCUGCAGCGACGGGGUCCCCCGAGGAGAAAUCGACGUCAGGGACUGCGCGAUACGACGCUAGGUAGUCAGGAUGCCAUCAUUCCUGUCAGCAAUCCCGAUUCAGAUCAGAAUGGGAUCAUAGUAAAGACAGAUAUAGAGAUGCAUGUGGUGACAGGAAAGUCAACGGAGGAUAAGGCUCAUACAACACAGCAUUAUAACUUUUCACGGCCGAUCUGA
Molecule: messenger RNA, 462 nt
Organism: Penicillium paradoxum
Lineage: Eukaryota; Fungi; Ascomycota; Eurotiomycetes; Eurotiales; Aspergillaceae
Exons: 2
Coding region: 1-462 (153 amino acids)
Source: RefSeq, a predicted model, not a curated record